GGACAUCUUAUCACGAUGUAUCACGAAACAAUAUAAAGGUUAGAUACCUGGCUUUUUUCAAGUCAUUCUCUCUCGUGGAGGACAUACGCGUAACAUCCUAUUGAAUACUGACAUAAACAUGGGAAAAUAUGGCGCCUUACUAUUACCGCUUGCUGCAAUCAUGCUUUGUAACGUUGCAUGUAAUGAAGAUGGGCCAACAGUGAAGGUUACAUACAUGAAAAAAUAUAAAGUUGAGGAAUAUUUUACCAGAAAGCCUAACAAUCAUGUCUCUAGAAUAAAGAAACAUUUAAAAGAUCUGACAAAUGUCGUUAAGCACUACAUGGAAAACACGCUAUUGGCUACAGAAGAUGCGAUAAUUUUGAAUGGGACCUUAAAAAGGAUUCGAAAAAUAAAGAUGAAAUUAAGGGCGUUUUUUCAAAUGAAAAACGAUUUUAAUUUUAAAAAGAUACAACUGGAAUUGGCUCUUGCAAAACAAUCGUUGCAUUUAUUCCGAGGAGAAAUAGCAGACAUAAAGACUCCACUGAAGAAACUAACAUGGUAUUGGAUAAAGGGUCAAUACGAAAGUCCAAUCUCCAUUUCUGAAAUUUCAAAAUUAUUAAAUGAGACAACUGAACGCAUACGUAUUUACCAAAACCGAUUGUCAGACUUCUUAAGAACAAACAUAUCAUAUCCUAUAUCAAAGGAAACGGCAGAGUUCCAGAAUACAGCACUUGCUAUAGAGAAUUUCUACCCAGUUGUAGAAAAAAUGGCUAAACGAGCUAAUUUGACAUUGAAACAGAUUAAGCGUCUAAAGAUUCCAGAAUACAAAA
This is a messenger RNA of Owenia fusiformis, 809 nucleotides long. The record is from the annotation of a GenBank genome assembly. Lineage: Eukaryota; Metazoa; Annelida; Polychaeta; Sabellida; Oweniidae.